UGCGACCACAUGCGGUUUUGAGCAGAUGUUAGCUGACUGAGAUCAUAUUGCAUUUGUCGAAUGGAUAUGGCGGUUGCGUAGGCUGAUUGUUCGAGAUGAAGCUUGUAUUUUGAUGAUUUCUUAUAUGUAUCAACAGCUUUCUAUGGACAGCGCUGUUUCUAUGAGCUUAGUGAGGGUUAUUGCUAUAUGCCAUUGGCUUGAUAUUCAACGACAUGGGUAACAUCAGCACAAUAAGAUAUACUAUUUUGAGCUAGUAGCCGUUUACUGAAGACAAGGCUCAAGCGAUUAGUUUAAUGGAUAUGUGUCGGCUGUGCCUUCGUAGUAAAAAAAUGGAAAAUAAUGUCGUGUCGAUGGUUUCGCGAGGACUUUGAAAAGCUAAAAAAAACAGUUGCGACACAAAGUAAUCGCUCUGAAUGUGAAUUUGAUUCUUGUGACCUACAAGAUGUAAAAUUUAUUCCCAAUGCUUCAUCGUUCAUGCUGGAAAGUCAGAAACGUGGGAAAGAAUCUCGAACUAAAAAAACAGGUAGGAAAAAAGGAAGACAAUCUGACAUUGAAGAUCAAGUUCAUGAAGAAUUUCCCAUCAUUCCAUCUUAUCAUCCUUCAGGAAAUCUUCAGGACAAAUCAAAUACACUAAACCAGAAAAGGAGAAUUGAUGAUAAUUAUUCAAAUGAAGGCCAUUAUUAUGAUCCGCAUACAGCUACCGGGUUUAGGUUUAGCAUCGGACCUUUAUUAUCAGAGCUUCCUGAACUUCGUGAUUCAUACGAUCAAUUUUGUUCAGCAAUAAAAGAACACGACUUACAAGAUGAAAUAGAAAAAAGAUUGGAUCUAUCUGUUUUCAGUGUAGUUCGUGAUCAUAAAUCUUCGGAGGAGUCUUUUUAUUCCUCUGAUGAGAGUAUUCAUGCGCGCAAACGUCGUAGAAAGAUGGGUUUAGAGCAAAUACAAGCUGAAGUAAAGAACAAGCGAUGGUCAUUGCCCGAGUUUUCGAAGCUUUUGGAAUAUAGCGAGACGUUUCCAGGUUAUUGCAAAGUCAAUUUUCCAGUCAUGGACGAGAUAGUAAACGCUAAACCAAAGGAAAUUACUCGUACAUCUAUUCCAUGUCUCGUUUUAUCUUCACACGAGUCUCCUAAAGAAAACGUUUACAAACCACACGAAUCUGUAUCCAAUGGAAAAACAAUACUUGAUGGUCUAAGUUGUCAUCCAUUUUCUAAUUAUCAGAAUUCGAGUUAUGAUCAUCCAUCUGAUUAUGAAUACUCUGAUAUCUACGAUGACGAUGAUUCCUUUACGUCAUCUCCAAUGCAAAGCCGCAUGUCGCUAAAUACCAUGAAAGAAAAUCCUCAAUCGUCUGAAGACCAGGCCGAUAUCAAGGAUAGCGGAAUUUAUGCUAAUGAUGAUUUCCAUGGUAACGAUUCGUGUAGCGACGUUAGUACAAAUGAUUCUGGUUUUGUUGAUAAAAGCCGUACGAUGGAUAGCCAGAAAGAUGAAAUUGGACUACUUUUUCAUCAUGGAAGUGCUUCAUGCCUAUCGUAUUGAACGUAAAUUAUAUUUACGUAUCACGGUAAUGUAUAUAUUAUACAAGGAGCUAACGGUGGAAUUUACAAAACGGGAUGCAUCAAAUUGUUGAAGGAAUUUACUGUGGAUGAAGAAGACGAACUUUUAUUUUCAAAUUUUACUGAACUUUUAAUGUACAGUUCAUUUGUAUUGACCGGCGUAAUAUAUUAAAUGAUUUUUUGUGGGUUUUA
Molecule: messenger RNA, 1739 nt
Organism: Xenia sp. Carnegie-2017
Lineage: Eukaryota; Metazoa; Cnidaria; Anthozoa; Malacalcyonacea; Xeniidae
Exons: 3
Coding region: 340-1530 (396 amino acids)
Source: RefSeq, a predicted model, not a curated record